AAUUGGCCGUAAAAUACGUGCUGGAUGGUGGAAGAAGUGCUCACGGCUGGCUGUGCUGGCUUUGCAUGAUCGCACAGGAUCCUAAAACAAACAAACAAACAAUAACAACAUCAACAAUAAAAAAAAACCUAGCUGCUCUGCAUGGAAUACUGAGCAAAGCCUGGGAGAAUCCGGAUGAUGGACGGCUUUGUUUAUGUUGUCGUGCAGCUUAAAAAAUGCGUCCUGAUAGACGGAUGACAGCUUUAUUCCAGCCCACCGGGAGAAAACUUUUCAGCUCGAGCUUUGAGCAGUGAGGUGACAGCGGCAGGGAGGCGAGAAAACGGAGCACCGGUUCACUGAUGAGCUCAGAAAUGACUCGUAGGUUUCAGUGACGCUGAACGAAAGAGAGAGAGAGAGAGAGAGAGAGAGAGAGAGAUCAGAAAACUGCGUCGAUUUUCGGUGCGUGCUCGCGCUCUCGGUCCCUGCGCCUCGAGCUGAGCUGACUCGUCUGUUUACGACCGAGAUCGCAUGCAAGUAUACAACUGACAAAACACGGUUCCGGUCCGGGGCGGAACGUCUCGUCUCGUCUCGUGUGGAGAGAGAGAGAGGGAGAGAGAGGGAGAGAGAGAGACGUAUGGGUCCUGCGUGCUCGAUCCCCCGGAUUCCCGCACAGUGAGGGUGCAGUGCGGUGUCUGCGCGCUCCAAUAUCCGCCUAGCUAGCUCAUAUUUAUCUUUUUUGUUUGUUGUUGUUGUUUUCAAUUGGGACACAUGAACUGAUGAACUGGUGAACUGAUGUGCCUGGCAUCCGAAGGAGGUAAAAAAAAAAAAAAAACCCAACCCUGCGACUUUUCCCCCAUUUAUCCGACUGAACAGAUCCUUGGGACGCAGCUGGAGCUGCCUAUCUGCGAACAUUGCGUAAGGCUGCAGCGUAGGCUACGUUUUCUUCCUUUCCUCACGGUCUUUUUCUAGCUUUAAACAGAUCGGGUGACAUUGCAGUCUCUGGAAAUUGGGAAUCCUUUCUUUCUUUUCCCCUCCCCUCCCCUUUUUUUUUUUAAGAAUUUUUUUUACGUAAGCUUACUUCCUGGGUGACUACGUUGAGAAGAGGAGGAGAAGAAGAAGAGGAAGGAGGAAAAAAAAUAAAAAUAAAUAAAUAACUAAAUAAAGCGGUGAAGGUGGAGCGUCGUGCGUCGUACGUCGUGACGCAGUGGGAUUUUUACGCGUGGUCGGCGUUUGGCCCCGCCCUUCCCGCCGUGACGGCGAUGGGUCGGAAGCGGUGUGUCGGUGCAGAUUGUUCGAAGAUGGCGGCCGGCUGCUGCGGGGUGAAGAAGCAGAAGUUGUCGGGAUCCCCCGGAUCCGGGGGUCCCGGCGGGGCGGGCGGCGGGGCAGCCGGGACCGGGCACUGCGGAUCGGACUUGGGGAUCGGGUCUUCGUCGUCGACUGUCGUGGCCGGAAGCGUGAACCGAGUGAACGGCCUCGGGGGUCCGGGGGGCAGCGGGAGUUGUAGUGGUAGUAGUAGUAAUAAUAGCAGCAGCAGCGGCGGUGGUGGUAGUGGUGGAGGUGGUGUUAGCGGCGGUGGUAGCAGCAGCAACAACACAACAACCGCUCUGUCUCCAACUCCAGGAGGCUACAACUCCAGCACCGGCCUCUCCCCGAACCUCAGUCCGGGACCGGGCUCAGCCAGGAAGAUGGUGGUCUCGGCGGAGAUGUGUUGCUUCUGUUUCGACGUGCUUUAUUGCCAUCUUUACGGAUACCAGCCUCCCCGAACACCCAGGUUUACAAACGACCCCUUCCCACUGUUUGUCACAUGGAAAAUUGGCCGGGACAAGCGGUUGAGGGGUUGUAUAGGUACAUUUUCUGCCAUGAACCUGCACUCAGGACUCAGGGAGUACACCCUUACCAGUGCCCUUAAAGACAGCCGCUUUCCCCCGAUGACGAGGGAAGAGCUGCCGCGCCUCUUCUGCUCAGUGUCUCUGCUCACCAACUUCGAGGAUGUUGGUGAUUAUCUAGACUGGGAGGUGGGUGUUCACGGCAUUAGGAUAGAAUUUUUCAAUGAAAAAGGAUCAAAGCGCACCGCCACCUAUCUGCCAGAGGUUGCAAAGGAGCAAGGAUGGGACCACAUUCAAACCAUAGAUUCCUUACUUCGAAAGGGAGGAUAUAAAGCUCCCAUCACAAACGACUUCAGGAAGACCAUCAAACUGACCAGGUACCGUAGCGAGAAGAUGACGAUGAGCUACGCGGAGUACAUCGCCCAUCGCCAGCACCACCACUACCAGAACGGCAUCGGGCACCCCCUCCCCCCCUACAACCAUUAUUCCUGACAGCGAGCCGCAUGACCAGUCACUGGACCUCUCCGCGGACCUCUUCCCGGGAGAGCCCGCCCCCUCGUGGUCUAGCUAUCUCUACUACUGUACCAUUUUAUGAUGAUAGUUUCCGUUGCCAUGCUAGCUCUCUGUUUCAGACGGUGGCAUGGCAGCGGGUGGCAAAGAAGAAUCACGAUUAUGACGUGGAAAAAAAAAUCAAAUCAACUCAUUUAUUUUCUCCUUUUUAUCCUUUCUAUUGAUUUAGGUUUUUUGCAGCAUAUAUAUAUAAAAAAAAUAUAUAUAUCGACGUAUAAUCUCUUUUUUUUGGUCCUAUUUUUUAAAAAGCAAAUAAACAAGUACUGCUUUUCUUUUUUUUUUUUUUGCUAAAAAUUUUUCUUUCCAACAAUCAGAAUCAGGUUUUUUCAGUCUGUGGAUGGAAAUAAGUCAUAUUAAAGAGGGGCUCGUCAGACAGGAGAUUUGUUUAAGUGCGCUAAUCUUCCGUUCCAGUGAACGCUACACGGCUUCGACUCGCGUUACGAUUAAACCAUCACACAGAUCACGCUACACGGGGGGAAAGAUGGAAAGAGAGUGAAAUUAUUAUUAUUAUUAUUAUUUUUUUUUUUUUAAAGAAGUAUAACAGCGUGACGGCUCCCCGGUUAACUCGAGGGUUACCUUCUCCAUCAGUUUGAAAGUAAAGCUUUCCGAUUGGUCAGCUUGGUCCGUUCCGUAUUUUAUAAUCCGCAUGAAACAAUGAUGUGAAGGUUAAAUCGCCGAUUUAUUUCAGGCCCGAGAUUUAGCCGCGUUUUUCUUUGAAAGCACGCUCCAGAACAAAUCUGUUCUUUCAGCUUGUUGUGAGCUCUUCCUUUUAUGGAGAUUUGUGGGCGUGGCUAAACCUAAUCGUUCCGUAAACACAGUGAUUUAUGCUCAAAAGCCGUUUUUAUGAACAUGCGAAUCAAAUCCUUCACAAACAUGGAAACAUUUUUAGUUGGGCCAUGAAAAUGAAAUGACUCGUGGAACGUUAUUAGGGAGGAUUUUCGUUAAUUUACCUGGUUCGUCGCCGUGAUGCCGUAACCUGCGUGAAAGUCGUGUACCGUCUGUUCGCUCGGCUGCGUUUUUUUUGCUUUUAUCAUUUCUUAUAGGUUUUUAUCUCCAGCAUGUAGCCACCGGAGAGGGUUGUUUGCUUGUUUUGUUUGUUGUUUCGUUUCUUUCCUCUCUGUGCGAUCAUUUUCCGAUCUGAAUCUGGAUAUUUGUGAGUUGUGACUUGAAGUGGUGAAUGUCGUAGGGGUUCUUGGGGUUGUUCUGCAUCCUGACUGUGAAGUCGACUAGAAACGGACUCGCUUUAACAGUCUGUUGUUGUUGUUGUUUUUUUCCUGUGUGGUGUUAGAUGUGACUAUGUUUGGAGAAACUCGUCAGAAGAAAAACCGCUAGGCUAAAUUAUAUAUAUAUAAGUCCAGAUUUUGUUGUCAGAGUAUCUGAGAGCCGCCUUGUCACUCAGACGGCCUUUUUGAGUGACGUCACCUUUAUUUACUCGUGCUGGUUCUGAUAAACUGGUUCCAUUUCUUUUUUUUUCUUUUUUUCUUUUUUAAAGACUCUCCUUUUAUACAAAACGCCGGAUCACGCUGUUGUUCUGAACAGUGCUCCAGCGGAACCCCGUUCCCUGUUCUGUUCAUUACAUUGCUGCAGGGUUUUGGUAUAGAAGGUGCUCAAACAUUACAAACUGCAGAACUUUAGUCUCCUUUCUCACUGAGGGACCAUGAAGAAGAAAAAAGAUGAUGAUGAUGAUGAUGGGGCUCUUCCAGUAUGGUGUUUUUGAAGAGAACAGGAUUUCAUUCCCUCCUUUGGGAUGCUGCUGCUGUUUUUUCUUUCUUUUUAUCACACAGAGAGGAAAAUACUCUUUGCAGAGACUUGAACGUGGCUCAGCUGACUGAGACGAGCGUAAAAGAAAAAAAAUAAGAAAAACCUAAAAGCCAUACUCUUCUUAAGGCAUUGUGUAACGGUCAGGUUGGUUGUGCUGGAGUUCUCGGCCGCUGACACUUUUAACCGCGAACGUUUUUAUGAUCGGAUCUGAUCCGGGGUUCGAGGUCGGGGUCGUUUCUGAUCAGGUGACGUGUUUGUGGAAAUGAGACCUCUUCUUAAGACAUUACCUCACACCAUGAGGCGUUCCACCAUUAUCAUUAACACCACCGCCGCUUCACCUCAUGAUGCUUGGCACAAGCAGUGUUUACAUCCAUGUCCAAACGCCACAAAAUCCGACACCGGUUGCCAUGACGCAUCAGAUCGUGUGUGAAUCUUCACGUGGAGCACAAGCAUCACGAAAACUCCUCGUAACCCGUACGUGCGGCGAGGCGUGGCGUCCGUGUCGCAUCCCAUCGUAGCGUCUCUCUCUCGUGGUUUCUGUCAGGAAUCGAUCAUUUCUUCUCUCCGUGCUAAGGAAGAGAAGGUUUGCGCUGAGGUCUUGUACAAACCUGCUGGAAAAGUUAAGAUUAUUUAUCUGACGUGUGUGGAGCCGAUCAGGUCCGAUUUCCUCCUCCUCCUCCUGUUCUCAGACGCGGCGUCGCAGGACCGAGCGUUCCAGAUUUACUGAUGGUUUUCUUUCUAAAAGCUGAGAGACUUUUCCACAGGAGGACUCUCUCUUUCUCUCUUUGCUUUUCAUAUGCAAAAAAAAAGUGUAAGGGCUUUCGGUGUUCCAUCCACAGUCAUCUCCAGCUCUGUGAAAAGUAGAAACAAAAACAAAUCCCUCCUUUCAGUUGUGUUGCCUUACAAACGGAUCGGAGAAAAAAAAACCCCGCCGUCGCUCCUGAUCGCUCGGGGCCGCUGCUCUACGCCACGGUGAUUUCUCUCAUCUCCAGCAAAACAAAACGAAACACAAUCCAUCGUUUUGAUCCGAUCUCGUCCAUCUCGCGUCGGUUCGCUUUAUUUCUCCGAACACGUGAACAAUGUGAACGUCUCUCUCGCGGGCGCCGAGCGAUCAGGCCGCCGAUCCUCACUCGAGUACAGCACAAACUGGAUUUUAUAUUUUUUUAUUUUUUUCUGCUGCAAAACAAAAAUACACAGAGUUUUUUUGCCGACGUGAACGAACAUAUUUAUGCACAUCUGCAAUACAUCUGUUGCGUGUAUGUUACUGAAGACCUGAUGAAUGAACAGAGAGAGAGAGCGCGAGAGAGAGAGAGAGAGAAUAUAGAUGAUAUAAAAUGGUGCUACUGGACCUCAUUUUUUUCUGGGGGGGGGGGUUAAAGGUCACACUUUAAUGUGACUGGUCAUGCGGACUCAUCAGUCAUAUCAGACUUAUUCUUAUCCUCGAUAUAUGCAGAUCUGUUUUACAGGUGUUGUUGUUCUUGUUGUUGUUGUUUUUUGUUUUGUUUUUUUGUCGUUGUUUUUAUUUUUGUUUUCUUGUUGUUCCUUCCCGUGUAACAAACUGAAAUUUCCUGCAGGUUUGAAAGGACAAGGAGUCACGUGUCUAAUCCCAUCCUUCCCUCAUGGCCUCGGGGGGGGGGGAACACGGUCAUACACGUCACAUCCCAUCUGUCGUACAGUAGAACACCACAGCAGCAGUGAACGCACACACACACACACACACACACACACGCGCGCGCACACUCGUCUUUGACGUCCGUUAUGAAGUGUUCCUGACUGAACCUGCGCUCAGUUAAUCAGACGUCUCUCGUUCGCUCACGUGUUCUUCACGUUCAAAUCGACUCGACUUUCUGUCCGUUGAAUCGGUUACAUCGUCACGCUGCUUCCGUGAGCGGCGGGAAAGUUCUCGGGAGUCGUGAAAUACUUGAAGUCGUCCGAUUCGGAGAUCACGCGCUGCACCGAUAGAAAAAAUAAAGUGAAUGUUGAGUCACGUCAUCGAAAGUGUUCCCGAGACGUUUUGCUCCGAGACGAACACGUCCGAUAUUUCACAACCCGAUUGUCCAAACUGAGCAACACACACACACACACACACACACACACACACACACACACACACAGGAAGCUGAUCUCGUUCAUCAUCAUGUUUAUUAUUUUCUCCUGGCUCGCAGUGUUGAAGGCUCCACGUUAACUCUGUGUGUUCGAUCGAACCAAAGAUGCCUCCAGCCAUGUCCUGAUGCUGCUCUCAGACCUGCCUUCCUGUCCUUCCAAAAAAAAACACACACACACCCUGCAAGAAAAAUCCUCUGUUCUGUUUUUGUCCUUUUUUUUUUUUUUUCUUUUCUUUUUUUUUAAAAAAAAAAAAAGAUAUUGUUUUGUACAAUUUCUAACAUUUCGUUUAUGAUUAUUUUAAAAUUUCGUUCCCUGCAGCUUGAGUUCAGCGACGUUCGACUUCUCUCCACUCUGGGGGUCGGCGUCCAUCGCGUCCGGCUGCACUUUAGUUUGAUUUUUUUUUUAUUUUAUUUUUUCCGUUCAUAUUGUUACUAUUACCAUGUAUUUUUUUUUUUUUUUUUUUUU
Molecule: messenger RNA, 6707 nt
Organism: Hemibagrus wyckioides
Lineage: Eukaryota; Metazoa; Chordata; Actinopteri; Siluriformes; Bagridae
Gene: ammecr1
Product: AMMECR nuclear protein 1
Exons: 6
Coding region: 1239-2297 (352 amino acids)
Source: RefSeq, a predicted model, not a curated record